AAAAACUACAUUCCCCACCAUGCAACGCAAAUUCACACUUCCUGUUAGCUCGGUGAAGAUAGCGGACGAGCGGUCGAAGACAUUUACUGAUGUAUUUAUGUUAAAAUCGUAGCAUAAUAGUUCAGGAAACGAGCUGUUCUGGAGCCUCUCAGAUCUAUAAUUAGGAGACGACAAUGAUCCGCUUCAUCCUCAUCCAGAACCGAGCAGGGAAGACACGACUGGCCAAAUGGUACAUGCAGUUUGAUGAUGAUGAGAAGCAGAAGUUGAUUGAGGAAGUGCAUGCUGUGGUGACUGUCAGGGAUGCCAAGCACACCAACUUUGUGGAGUUCAGGAACUUCAAGAUCAUUUACCGGCGUUAUGCUGGUCUGUACUUCUGUAUUUGCGUGGACGUGACUGAUAACAACUUGGCAUACCUCGAGGGAAUCCACAACUUUGUAGAGGUGCUGAAUGAGUAUUUCCACAACGUGUGUGAAUUGGACCUUGUGUUCAACUUCUACAAGGUGUACACGGUGGUGGACGAGAUGUUCCUGGCGGGAGAAAUCAGGGAGACCAGUCAGACCAAGGUCCUCAAGCAGCUCCUCAUGCUCCAGUCGCUCGAGUAGAAAACAAGACAACCCACCCUUCCCACUAAUCUGCUGCCCUGGUACCCUAAACCAACCUACUCCCCAUUUCGUCACUCUGGAAACCAUUUUCCUGCCUCUCGACUUUCAGGAGGGGGGUGUUUUUUAGAAAUAGAAAUACACAAUAUUGUUUACAUAUGGAUAUAUAAUAGGGAAGUUCAGUAAACCUGUUUGUCACAGCGGUCUAUAUGUUGCAAUAUUCUGUAUUUGUUAUACGUCUAAUGAAGUCUCCCAGUAUUAAAAGGCUGUACAUUUCAACAUGUUAGCAUUUCAUAUACCGCCAACUUUAUAUUUUGUACACUUUUGUUCAAAGCCAGAGGCUGCAGAAAUUAGUUAUUUCAUGAAGUAACCAGUUAUUCUUUGCAUUUAUCUCAGUGGAAACACCGCUCUCUCCUUCCCUCCUCCUCCUCUUCUCCCCUUAUUAAGCUCAACUUUCAUUUAAUGGCACUACUGUAACUAACAAGCACCACGUAUAAAGAGCGACUGCCUGCAACAGCUGUUUCUAUGAAUCCGUGUAGAGAAAGACCUCGCCGGUGAUGUGGUAAUAGACUCGUCACGCCUUCUGCUCAUUUUGCAUCGGGAUCACAGGACAAGCAAACUACAACUAGAAAGCCCUUUAGAGCAAUUGACCCACCACGGCAGGUUCAUAAUUGAAUGGAGUGUACUUAGGAUGAGUGCCAUUUUGACGGUGUGUUAUGGCAACCUGUGCUGUGUCAGACAUCCUCAUGGCUGACGAUGAUAAACAGUUAUAGGCAUGUUAGCUCAGAUGGCUCUAAGUGUUGUAAUGGUUUGCAUUGCAUCAACUCAUAACAUUAAAUGGUGCUUGUUGGUCACACUUUGAAAAACAAACAAACACUUAAAACACACUCAGACAGAAAAUAAGACCCGGAUGUAGAAAGUAUAUUUUACAUAAAGCAGUACUGUGAAGUUUGCUUUGUACGGUGUGUACAAACAGUGUAUCUUGCGUAUGUUGAAUAUUGUGAAAUGAAUACAUGCAUUCCAGAAAGAGUUGUUCUAGCUCGCUAAACGGUCUGAGGAGUAUUUACUUGUGUCAGAUCCAUAAUCUCCUUUGCAACUGCGUGAAAUAAUUGGCUUUUUUAAAUUCCUCCUACAAGCCUCAUGAACUUCCACUUUUAUUCAUUUCCCUUUUUGCUGGUUUAUGAAAUGACGUGUCAUACUCUAACUUUACCAUAUCCAGUCUCAAAGGUGGUUUCAAAUGUUACUGUUGAUGAACUUUUGUAUUUUUUUUUUUUUUUUUUUAAAUGAUUAGGCAAUUGUGAAAUAUGUACCGCUUCCCUUCUUGUCCACCUGUGUGAGUUUGUUGAUGGAAGAUGUGUGUUUGUAUGUUUUACUGUCUCCUAUUCAACUACCCACAUCUAUACGUCCCAUUAUAUGUAAAUAAUAAAAUAAACAGAUGAAGUGAUAAAUGAA
Sebastes umbrosus (honeycomb rockfish) is the source of this 2051-nucleotide messenger RNA. It is a transcript of the gene ap2s1, whose product is annotated as adaptor related protein complex 2 subunit sigma 1. Bases 174 to 602 code for a protein of 142 amino acids. The transcript has 5 exons. Gene Ontology annotation, molecular function: clathrin-cargo adaptor activity. Gene Ontology annotation, biological process: clathrin-dependent endocytosis; intracellular protein transport. Lineage: Eukaryota; Metazoa; Chordata; Actinopteri; Perciformes; Sebastidae. Gene Ontology annotation, cellular component: intracellular membrane-bounded organelle; membrane coat; AP-2 adaptor complex. The record is from RefSeq and is a predicted model, not a curated record.